This is a messenger RNA of Vavraia culicis subsp. floridensis, 1399 nucleotides long. RefSeq lists its product as uncharacterized. The transcript has a single exon. NCBI's taxonomy places the organism in Eukaryota, Fungi, Microsporidia, Pleistophoridae. The record is from RefSeq and is a predicted model, not a curated record. The coding region runs from base 275 to 1399 and encodes 374 amino acids.
GUCCCAUAAAAAUUACAUUUUUGGUUAAUACGUGCUAAUCCCACAUCUAAGCUCACUCCAUUACCACCCCUUUCCUUUCUUUCACCCGUACUUUUAUCCUCUUCUCUGCUCAUAUUACACCAUAUUAUUAACACCCGUCCAAUACAACAACACGCUUUGUCUCCUUUACCAUCAGAUCGCCACAUUCAUCAACCAAUACAAACCAUCAAUCAGCUCAAAUCAUUGGUCAGCUCAGAAAAAAAUUCGAUUUAAAGAAAGAUGGGAAGCAUGAAUCAUGCAGGCACGUAAAUCAAGUAGAAGAAAGAGUAUAAUGAUAGUGGAGAAGGACAGGACACAGGGUGAAAUCGAUAAGAAACCGGAUGAGGCUAGGAAAUUGAGGAAUGAAGAGGGUAAGAACGGUGCUGGGGAUGAGCAUGCGGAUGAUGGAGUGAAUAGUGAGAAGAUAGUGGCUGAGAAGGAGGCUGAAGCAAAGAAGGUUGAGGCGGAGAAGGAUGCUGAGGCUAAGAAGGUUGAAGCUGAGAAGAUAGUGGCUGAGAAGGAGGCUGAAGCAAAGAAGGUUGAUGCUGAGAGGGAAGCUGAGGCUAAGAAGGUUGAAGCUGAGAAGAUAGUGGCUGAGAAGGAGGCGGAAGCAAAGAAGGUUGAUGCUGAGAAAGAAGCUGAAAUUAGGAAGGUUGAGGCUGAGAAGGAAGCUGAAACUAAGAAGACAAUAGCUGAAAAAGCGAAGAAGGAAGAGGAAAUGAAGAAGGAAGAGGAAAUGAAGAAAGAAGAGGAAAUGAAGAAGGAAGAGGAAAUGAAGAAGGAAGAGGAAAUGAAGAAGGAAGAGGAAAUGAAGAAAGAAGAGGAAAUGAAGAAGAAGGCUGCCGUGGGAAUAAAGCCUGAGGGUGCCGAGCAGGAUGAUAAACAGAAGAAGGUGCACUUCGAAGAGCAGAAAAACGAGCAAAGAGACGUAUCCAAGGACCCUUCGAAAUCAAUACAGUCACCCACACAGGAACAAACAAAGCAGCAGUUAGAAAUUAACACAGGUGCCGUGCCUUUAUCAGCGCUCACACCAAACACAGAACUAUUCGUUCUACGAACUACCAAUCGGAUCGUGCUGGAAGGCCCCAUCAGCAAAAGAAUGCUUUUCUUCUCGUGUUUCUGGCACAAGCGAUAUUUCGUGCUUACGAGUGAUGGUAUUCUGUGCUAUUUCAGGUCACUUGAUGGACGGGGCAAAGGAAAACUGAAUUUGAGACAGGUGAACGACGUAAGGAGGAUUAAUGAAGAAACCGGUGGUUCGAACAAGUACAAAAUUGUCUUGCGAUACGACGGGUAUACCGAAAGUAUACGCUUUGAUGACGAACGUAUAAGAGACCAGUGGAACAGCAAGAUCAGAGAAGUUAAGGAUACUUUGAAUGGGUAG